UAAAUUGCAAUUUCUUUUUCUUCUAGAAAAAUGUUGACUAUGGAGAGACGAUGGGGAAGUCGUCCCUUCGUAAACAGCGCUUCCUGCAGUUUGCGUCCCUGGAGCAUGAAGGAGAGUGUUACAUGACACCACGAGACUUCCUCUUUUCGGUCAUGUUUGAGCACAUCGAACGUAAAACUUCAGUCAAGAAGCUGACAGAUAAGGACAUCGAGGACGUCCUGGCGGGAAUCAGAAGAGCUGGUUGUGGGUCAACGUUUUUCAGAGACCUUGGCGAUAAAGGGCUCGUUUCGUACACUGAGUAUCUGUUCCUGCUUACAGUCCUCACCAAACCCCAUACUGGGUUUCAUGUUGCAUUUAAAAUGCUGGAUGCAGAUGGUGAUGAGAUGGUUGAGAAAAAGGAAUUUUUUAAGCUGCAGAAGAUCAUAAGUAAACAGGAUGACCUGAAGACAGCAGUAACUAGUGAAACAGAAUGCCAGGAACCAACAGUGAAAGAACCUGAGAUUAACACAACCCUUCAGCUACGUUUCUUUGGGAAAAAAGGGGAAAAAAAACUGCAUUAUAAAGAAUUUCGUAAAUUUAUGGAAAACUUACAAACCGAGGUCCAAGAAAUGGAGUUCCUGCAAUUUUCUAAAGGUUUGAGUUUCAUGAGAAAAGAAGACUUUGCAGAGUGGCUCCUUUUCUUCACUAACACUGAAAAUAAAGACGUUUAUUGGAAAAAUGUGCGAGAGAAGUUGUCAGCAGGAGAGAGCAUUAGCUUGGAUGAGUUCAAGUCCUUCUGUCACUUUGCGACCCACCUGGAGGACUUCGCCAUCGCCAUGCAGAUGUUCAGCUUAGCUCAUCGCCCUGUCCGGCUGAGUAAGUCGUCGGAGUUUAAGAGAGCUGUGAAGGUAGCCACGGGCCAGGAGCUCUCAAACAAUAUUUUGGACACCGUCUUCAAGAUCUUCGAUUUGGAUGGUGAUGAAUGUCUCAGUCACGAAGAGUUUCUUGGGGUGUUAAAAAACAGGAUGCAUCGAGGCUUAUGGGUACCACAGCAACUAAGUGUUCAAGAAUACUGGAAGUGUGUGAAAAAAGAAAGCAUCAAAGGAGUAAAAGAAGUCUGGAAACAAGCUGGCAGAGGCCCUUUAUAGACAAGAUAACGUGGGAAUUGCUUUGCUCCGAGAGUCAGAAUUGGGGAUUUUUUCCAAGUCCUGGAUGUUUAUGGUCUAAAGUCCUCACUCUUUUCCUUUGUGAUAUAAAUAUGCCUUGUCCUUGCUUCUGAUUCAGUAGUUUCUUAGAGUUCAUUAAAGAGCUUAGUAAAAAGAAGUGUUCUUUUACGAAGACAAAUAAUUGGAUUCUGUCAGAAGCGUGGGGUUGAAAUAACACUUUGACUUUGAUAAGAUGGAACACCUAGUACUCACUGAUUUCUCAGCACCGAGUGUUUUCUGGGAGAGUCCACAAGUAUCCACCAGAAACGUCCCUGACACACGAGGCCAGGACCCAGCCUGCACGCCCUGGAGGUCCUGUAAGGACCCGUUUGCUUCAAACACUUCAGGUUUUCUCAUCUGCACCUUACAUUUCAUGAAUUCUCGUGUGUUGUAUUUCAGGGAGCUGUGCGUUAGUUGUCUUAAAAAAUAAUAUGUAAAUUUCAGGAUUCUAUCUAGAGACAGAACCAACUAUAAAGAUAAAAAAUUA
Messenger RNA from Vicugna pacos (alpaca), 1671 nucleotides. The record is from RefSeq and is a predicted model, not a curated record. NCBI's taxonomy places the organism in Eukaryota, Metazoa, Chordata, Mammalia, Artiodactyla, Camelidae.